AUGGAUUUGAGCUCUAAAUCCUACAAAUGGAAGUAUGAUGUAUUCUUGAGUUUUAGAGGGGAUGAUACACGUAGGAGUUUCACAAGCCAUCUUUAUCAUGCUCUUUGCCAAAAGGGUGUCAAUACUUUCAUAGACUACAAGGAUCUCAUAAAGGGAGAGCAGAUAACACCUUCACUUCUUAGGGCUAUUGAAGCCUCAAGGAUCUCAGUCGUUGUAUUAUCUGAAAACUAUGCAUCUUCCACUUCUUGCUUGGAUGAACUCCUUAAGAUCAUUGAGUGCAAGGACACUAAGGGUCAGCUGGUUUUGCCGGUCUUUUAUGGUGUGAAUCCAUCUCAAGUAAGAGAACAGAAGGGAAGUUUUGCAGAAGAUUUGGCCAAACAUGAAGACAAGUUCAGGGAUGAUGUCAACAAAGUAAAAAGGUGGAGGGCAGCACUAUGUGAGGCUUCUACUUUGUCUGGGUGGCACAUGGGUGACGGGCAAGAAUCAAAAUUUGUCCAGAGAAUUGUUGAGGAGAUAUUGAGUAAGUUGAACCGCACACCUUUCAAUGUUGCUAAGCAUCCUGUUGGAUUGGAUUCACCUAUUGAAGAUAUUAAAACACUUUUAGAUACUGGAUCAGAUGAUGUACAGGCUAUAGGAAUUUAUGGAAUUGGAGGUAUAGGGAAAACAACACUUGCUAAGGCUGUUUAUAACCAUAUUGCUAACCAGUUUGAGGGUAGUGCCUUCAUUGCAAAUGUUAGAGAAAUUUCAAGUCAAAGAUCUGGGUUAGUUCAACUACAAGAAGCUCUUCUUUCUGAGAUUUUGAACCACAGAUAUUGUAAAGUAGGAAACAAAGACAGAGGCAUUAAUAUGAUAAAGAAUAGGCUUUGCAGCAAAAAAGUUCUCAUAGUUGUUGAUGAUGCUGAUUCGUUGGAGCAACUGGAAUCAUUGAUUGGAGAAUAUAGUUGGUUUGGUUCUGGAAGUAGAAUCAUCAUAACAACUAGAGAUGAGCAUUUGCUAGUUGCUCACAAUGUGGAAACAAUCUACAAGGUCAACGAAUUAAAUCAUGGUCAUGCUCUUGAACUUUUUAGUUGGUUUGCAUUCAAAAAUCCAUGUCCUCCAACAAAUUAUGAGAAGCUUUCAUCCCACAUAUUAAACUAUGCCAAGGGACUGCCAUUGGCACUAACAGUUUUGGGAUCUCACUUUUGUGGUAGGGGAAAGGCCGAGUGGAUAAGUGCAUUAGCUAAACUGAAAAAAGCUCCAAAUAAACAGAUUUUUGAAAUACUUAAAAUCAGCUUUGAUGGAUUGGAAGAGAAUGAAAAGGCCAUUUUUCUUGAUAUUGCAUGCUUCUUUAAGGGAGAGGACAGACAAUAUGUGAAAAUGAUAUUAGAUGGCUGUGACCUACAUUCAGAUAAUGGUUUCGGAGUUCUAAUGGAGAAGUCUCUAAUUACUGUAGAAGUUAAUAAGAUUUGGGUGCAUGAUUUGCUACAGGAAAUGGCUAAAGAAAUUGUGCGUCUUGAAUCCCCCAAUGAUCCUAGUAAACGGAGCAGAUUAUGGUUUCAUGAGGAUGUUCUUCAUGUAUUAAAACACAAUAAGGGAAGUAACAACAUUGAAGGCAUAAGGCUAGAUAUACCAGAAUCAGAGACAGAGUACAUAGAGGCCAAGGCCUUGUCAAGGAUGAAUAGACUCAGAAUUCUUAUUAUCAACAAUGUGCAUGUUACAGAUGAUAUCCAGUAUCUACCUGAUGAGCUAAGAAUUCUUAUUAUCAACAAUAUGCAUGUUACAGAUGAUAUCCAGUAUCUACCUGAUACGCUAAGAUUGAUUAAUUGGCCAAGAUACCCUUCUUCAACUCUACCACCAAAUUUCUAUCCAAGGAGGCUUGUCUGUCUAAAUAUGAGUCAUAGCCGCAUCAAGCAGUUGUGGAAGGGAGUUAAGAUAUUCAGAGACUUGAAACUUGUGUCUUUUAGCAGCUGUGAACACCUCAAAGAAAUUCCAGACUUCUCAAUGGUUCCAAACCUAGAAAGCCUAAGCCUAGACAACUGUAGAAGCUUAAUUAAGGAUAUGAUGCUUCCAGAAUAUAUUUCUUGUGAAUUUGUACUUCCAGGGAACAAGAUCCCAGAUUGGUUCCAAUACCAGAGUACUAAUCAUUCCAUUUAUCUUGAGGUGUCUUCAAGUUUAUAUGGUAAGCCCUUGGAGGUGUUUUUUGGCGCAGUUUUUGAGUUGGAUAAAGGUGUUACUACAACUGGCAUGUUUACAGGUGAAUUUGAUAUUAUUGUCAAUGAUACAAAGAUAAAUAUGUUUGCAAGCCAUUUUCUGCCACUGGACUCAAGUCAUGUGUGGUUGGCUCGGUUGAAAGUUGAUCAUUUUAUGUGGCACCUUAAAAGUAUGCGUCAAUGGAAUCACUUUCAGAUUUCAUUUUCAAUCUUUGAAACAUCAUCAAAGGAGAAGAUAGGAGCAACCUUAAAGAGUUGUGGUUUCCAUGUUUGGUCCAAUCAAGAAGGGUAUGUAAUUGAUCAUACAACAGUUAGGAAGUCCACAGGGUAA
This is a messenger RNA of Arachis stenosperma, 2520 nucleotides long. RefSeq names its product disease resistance protein RUN1-like. Bases 1 to 2520 code for a protein of 839 amino acids. Gene Ontology annotation, molecular function: ADP binding. The record is from RefSeq and is a predicted model, not a curated record. Lineage: Eukaryota; Viridiplantae; Streptophyta; Magnoliopsida; Fabales; Fabaceae. Gene Ontology annotation, biological process: signal transduction; defense response. The transcript has 5 exons.